Messenger RNA from Mobula hypostoma (lesser devil ray), 6977 nucleotides. It is a transcript of the gene znf438, whose product is annotated as zinc finger protein 438. The transcript has 8 exons. The record is from RefSeq and is a predicted model, not a curated record. Gene Ontology annotation, molecular function: DNA-binding transcription factor activity, RNA polymerase II-specific; RNA polymerase II cis-regulatory region sequence-specific DNA binding. NCBI's taxonomy places the organism in Eukaryota, Metazoa, Chordata, Chondrichthyes, Myliobatiformes, Myliobatidae. Gene Ontology annotation, biological process: regulation of DNA-templated transcription. Bases 1957 to 5289 code for a protein of 1110 amino acids.
AUUUCCCUUUAAUCUUAUCAUCAAAGUUGAGACAAGGUAGUGGGAUAAACGAGUUAAAUGUUUGGGAUUGCAUUUUUGAGAUCAAUUAAAAACGUUAUUUACCUAAACUUAAACAACAGGAAUUCUGCAGAUGCUGGGAAUUCAAGCAACACACAUCAAAGUUGCUGGUGAACGCAGCAGGCCAGGCAGCAUCUCUAGGAAGAGGUGCAGUCGACGUUUCAGGCCGAGACCCUUCGUCAGGACUAACUGAAGGAAGAACGAGUAAGGGAUUUGAAAGUUGGAGGGGGAGGGGGAGAUCCAAAAUGAUAGAAGAAGACAGGAGGGGGAGGGAUGGAGCCAAGAGCUGGACAAGUGAUAGGUAAAAUGGAUACCAGAGGAUCAUGGGACAAGAGGUCCGGGAAGAAAGACGGGGGGGGGGGAACGCAGAGGAUGGGUAAGGGGUAUAUUCACCUAAACUUACAACCUUUUGACAUUGGUGCUAAAUUUUCUCUAGUUUCAUAUUAAAAUUUGCUGUGUGGUAGUGAAUGUAUAUAGAGGAAUAGUGUUUUGUUAAUCUCAAUCGAAAAAGGUUGAUGCGUAGGUCACAUUUUAAUGCAAUAAUCCCCCUCCCCGACAGAAAAAAAACAUUAACUUUAUAUCAUUUAUUUCUCAGGACUGUUUAAAGCUGCCAAUAGUAUUUGGGUUAAUUGUUGCAAAAUUCAUCACAUGACCUUCUUGUAACUGCCCUUUUUAAUGCUCAUUUUGAAUAGUUUUUAUCCUGAUAAAUCGAUUCCCCUACGAUUGUUUUCUCUUGAGAUGUUCGCACCAACAACCAGGAGAUUUGAGCUAUUUUGGGGCAUGCAGGGCCAAGACAGUCCUGAAGUCUUGUCAGUUCAGGCUGGUAAGAAUUAGACAUGACAUUGAAAAUCCAAGCAGCCACGCUUAAUUGUGAAAACUUCCAUAAGCAUGGCAUUGUAAACUUUCCCAGGCGUUUGACAGGCAUGGCUGGGUUCCUCUGAGUUUCAGCUUGUUGCUGGACGGGGUUGAAAAGGGCCAGGGUCCACCGCGGGUGGAGGACUGGAGCAAGGUUUGGCGGGGUAGGGGCACGGGUACGGGUACGGACCCGGACCCGGACCAGAGGGGGAGGAGCAGACACCGGGACCGGGACCUGCGCAGGCGGCAGUGGCGGGAGCAGGGAUCGGUGCCGCCGCCGCCGCCGCUUCCCGCUGGAGUUGAUGGACGAAAGGAAAGAAGAUGGCGGCGCCCACGUAGAGCGGAUCAUGGCGGACGCCUCAAGGUGCAAGCACAGAAAGCAGGCGAAUCCGAGGAGAAAGCACGGUGAGUCAGGCCGUAUUUUAACCUCUAUCAUUGGUAGGUGGCGGGUCAAACCCCACGGGUGCUUGACCUGGUUCGGGAUUUCUCAUAAGUGAUGAACUGUAGCGAAAAACGAUUUGAGUGCAGCAGCAAGUUUGCAAGCUGCUCGGCCUGCUUUACCUGGCCUAUACGCCCAUUCGCUUUAGCGGUCUUCGCUCUGGCCUUCUAUAUCAGCACCUGCUGACUGAUGUUUUUUUUAAGCUGCAGGAUGACGAUCGUUAACCAUGACUCGUCUGUUUGUGAAUAAAGACAUGGGCGGUGUGGGAAUCUGGUGUCGCCCGCUGCAGGCGGGCAGUGGUUGUCACUGGGACGGGUGAGCUGCCUGGACGGACAGCGGGUUACUCGGAGCCUCCAACUCCCACGGGUCGGUUCCACUGCUGAGCUGGGCCGGUGUGGGCGACGGUGGGGUGUGACGUGCGAGCACCUGCAGCGAGCAACAUCCUGAACCCUGCAGUUUGCCGCAAGGGAAAUUCCUAAACUCGUCUAGGUUAUUGAAGUGAAUUGAUGAGUAGAGGCUAGACGUCUCCCUGGAGGGAAAGAAAUUUCUGGGCCAGUUACCAUGGGAUGUUAUUACAUACCACCUAAUGGGGAAAAGUGUACAUCAUGAAAAGACCUGGAAGUGAGGAGAAUUCGAUAUCUGAUUUAAGAGCCAAGGAACAAAUAUUGAUGAAUGAAGAUCCAAAUGGCUGUUUUAAAGAAAUUAAUGAAGAGUCUGCAAAGAAAGAAAUGGUGUUUCAGGAUGUAAAGCCAAUGCUUCAUGUUGAAGAUAUUGCAAGAGAAUCUGAUCAAAGAGGAAUUCUUCAAAAUGAUAUCAAGAAUGAAGCAGGCAGUGUAGACAACAGCAAAAAAUCAACCUGUGGGCAGAUGCAAGAUUUUAUCUAUGAUUCAUCAAAGUACCCUGAUGCACAAGGAUCUUCAUCGGGUAUGGCUGGGCAGAAGAGGACUUUGCAGGCCAAGGGUCAUUUCAGAACCAUUGCUCCAAAAGUUAGUCUCUCACCAGUAAUGGCACCUGCUUCUUCUAUUCUCCCUCCAUCUGCUACCAUCAGUGGAAUUUCUUCUGGAUCCAACACCUCAUCCGAUAUUCAGUCCAAUAAAUGUCCACCAAAGCCCAUUAUCAUGCCUGCUCGGAGCUAUGCGCUGAUGCCCAUUGUGGGUAAAGAAGGAACAUACUCACUGGUUGCGUUGUCACAAGUUGCUGCAGCUCCCUCACAAGCUUCUUUAAAAGUUGACAAGACAACUGUAACCUGCACCGGUCAGCCACAAGUUUCUAAAGGAUGCGGGUCUUCGGUAGUAUUUGGAAAGACAGCACCUCAGGCUGCCGCUACUGAGAAGUUACCAAUACCACGGUAUCAGUCCCUCUGGACCAAACCAGCCACAAAGCAAUGCCGAGCCUCAAAACUAGCAGUGGUAAAGCCCAGUAAUCUUCAUUGUCUAUCAAAAGUGACAUCAGUACAGGUGCAACCAACUCCAGUACCUGGGCAUUCACAAAUUAAUCCAAGUGUUGAAGCACUUAAAACAGGAUUGUUGACUGAGAGUGAGAAAACAGCUAUUGCAGCAGCUGAUAGUACAGUUUCUGCCAUAUUACCCCGAGAUGCUGAUGUUGGACACUCAUCCACCUCCAAAGCUGACAAUCUGAAAAGCAGUGAAAUCAACCAAACAGUAUCCCUUACUGUUUCAACCAGCAUGAACAGAUCCAUGCUGAACACUGCGAUAUUUAAAGAUUCUUUUAAAUCAAAGCCAGAUUUGUUGAAAGCAGCAUGUAGCCUUUCAUCUUGGUCUGUUGUCCAAUCAGACCAACAAUCCCCUGUUAUCUCAAAGCAAAAUCAAUCUGUUGGUUCUUUGCCAAUGAUGCAGUUUGGAAAUUCUGUUCAGUUUAUUGCACCUUCUCCUGCUCCAAAAGGCAAAGUUCCCAUUUUACCCUACUCACAAGUAAAACGCACCAUCUUUCUUAAUCCCAAACAAAAUCAAGCUCCUGUGGCACCAUCUCCUCAAUUCAUGUCUAGAGUUCACUCAGCAAAUGCAGGAAAUGAUCAGUCUACUAAUGUGCCUAAAAAUAUUUGUGUGGUUUCUGAUUUUCACGGGGUGGGGCCUCAGAAACCACGUAGUCAGCUGACAUUUAUACCGGCAGAAAGAGUUAGUCCACAUACUUCAAAAAAGGUGAUUAUAAAUAGAUUAAAGAGGCCAAGCAGCAAUAUACUCAAGCACAGAUUAGCAAGGAAAAGAAAAGUCACAGACAAUGUGGCCGUAUGUAAAACAAAAAGGUUUCAGACCUGUGAUCUGAGCAAAGUGCAGGAAGAUAAGGAGAAGACAAAAUGUGUUUCUUUUCAGGAAUGUGGCACUUACAAAGUUAAAGAAGAAAAUAUAAAAACAAUGACAAAUAAAAACUCAGACAAAACAGCAGCUGUGUUGAAAAAGUUUUGUAACAUCAUGCCAAAACCUGUGGCUGCUAUGCAAGCUGUAGCCCCGCUGGCAUUCUCAGGAGGAAUUGUUGCAGUGCAGAACCAUGACAGUUUAAAAUCAGGGGCAGCACCAAGCAGUACAACAAUAAGUAAGAUUGGUAAUUUUGUGCAAGCCGCCAACACGUCUAUCUACUGCAGAAAUCUACCUGAGCACUUGAAUGAACAAGCAUAUAAAUGCAAUGUUUGUAAUCGAACAUUUCAGUUUAAACAUCAUCUUCAAGAUCAUUUGAAUAUUCACUCCAAAACCAGGCCUUAUUGCUGUAGAAUUUGCCACAAGGCCUACAGUCACUCAGGCAGCCUGAGCACUCAUAUGAAACGAUGUCACGGUGAAGUACGACGGAAAAAGCUCAUGUGCUGCGAGUUUUGUGCAAAGCUUUUUGGAAAUAUUGGAGUUUAUUUUUUUCACCUGAAGGAGAUCCACAAGGUCUUAAUCAGUGAUGAGCCUUCCAACAAUUUGUUUAUGCAAAAUAAGAACCACCGAAGUGGAAAGUCAGAGCAGAUGGAAACCAUGUGUUGUUUGCCUCCAUCAGACAGAAAGCAAGCUGAAGGUGAGCAAUCAGGAGCUGAAGUAGCUGUCCCAGGUGCCCUGCAGAUAAAAUGUGCCCGCUGCCAGAUUGUUACCCCCACUUUCAUUGAUAUGAAACUUCACCUGCUGUGUGUUCAUGAGGAAGAGCUGCAGCUGAGGGUGGAAGAAGGAUCAGUGAAAGAGAAAAGCAGAUGCAUCAGUGGGUUUCCUAUUUACUCUAGUGCAGAAACAGAACAAGAGCUUUUCAAGCAUGCAGCAAACUAUUGGAAGCAAUUUGGCGAGAAGAAGAACGUGGUAAAGUGUGGUAUUUGUGAAGAAGCGUUCCACUCUUGCUUUAAGUUGAAGAAGCAUAUGGUCUUGCAUUAUAAAGAACAGCUCCAGUUAGAUGCUGCGGACUCGAGCACAGUUCCUGAGGUUAAAAAACUACAAUUUUUUACAAAUGUUGGAUUUAAUUGUAUCUUAUGCAAACAGAAAUAUGGGAGCAAGUCUGAAAUUUUCAGGCACUGGCAAAGUUAUCAUAAGUGCCAAGAUCCUACUGUUCUAUGGACCAUGUUUAAUUCCUUAAUUGAUCAUUGCAGAAUUGAUGAGGAACAGACUGAGAUUUCAUCAGAGCACAGUGCUGUCAGCACUGAACCUUUUUGCAGACACAUUACAGAUGCUACGUCCUUUUGUGAUCUCCAUGAGGAGAGAAGGAUUGUAGACCAGUGUAAGGUACACUUGAGCAAUUGCAUUGGCGGAACAGAGAAGUCUCUUGAUUCUUCCCAGUUAACAUGUCCGUUUUGUUCGAAGACCUUUUUCUGCACAACUUGCAGAAGCAGCAGCAGUGAAGAGGUUGUUUUUCAUCAAGGUGACGUUGAACAUCAAUGCCCAAAGUGCCUUCUGAAGUCCCCAUUAACUGUUAAGGGUCUUGAACCUCAAGUGUUCUGUACCUCAUCUAAACAUUGUGGUUGAAAUUCAAGUGCUGCUGGAAUGACAGAACCUCUAAGGAUGUUGAGAUGGAACAGAGUCAGAAGUGCUAUUCAAACCUGAAUUUUAAGUAACACUUCAGUUUGUGAGCACUGACCCUCACAAAAAUAUACCCGGAGGAGAGAAGAUAAUGGGUUUUUCAUGGAAGGACCACGGAGUGGAAGACUUGGAAUAACUUUAUAUUGGCUUGUAGCUGAACAGUUUAUCUGGAGCCAUUGGUAGAAUUUUCUUAGAUUUACUUUAUGGAAAAAUACUUAAGAGAUUCUGAGAAAUGAGUGAUAACUUUCAUUUGUGUACAUGUACGUAGUUUGGCGCCUGUAAUUAGUUACACAUUACCCAAGGAAAAACAGUUAUAACCUGUGUGAUGUUAAAUGUUUUGUGUCAGUAUUGUAGAAUACAAAUAAAUCUAAAGGCUGUUGUGUGUAAUCAAAGGAAAUGUUUUAGGCUCAAACCAGGUUGGCUUAUAAAUGGAACCAGACAUAAAUAGAUAAUAAAACCAAGAUGGUGUUAACUACUGAGUUUUUUUAAAGAAAUGUUAACCUUGAAGUGUAUAUUUUCCUAAAUAUUAUUAUUUUAAAGUUGCUGUAAAAUUGGAAACGUCAAAGAGAAGAUAAUAGGGAAGUAAAGCCCGCCCUGUUUGUGUUAAUGUAAAGUUUACUUUAAUGUUUGGUUUCUAAAGCUCAAUCUUUUAGUUUUGAAAAUGCAGUUGUCACAAGAAUGGCUUAUGUACCAAGAUUCAUAUAAUAGAGCUUAAAUGUUGUAAAUAUAAUGAUCCCAUGUUUCUUUAUUAGGUUAGAUUUUUAAUAACAUCUUAUUGCAGAGAGCUUUCAUUCCCUAAUGCAGCCAUUUCUUCUGCUUCCUCACUUUCCAUAUCAGCUGAAUUCACUGAGACACACACAGCUUGGGAAAUGAGGUCAAGCAGUAGGUGGGCUGGAACACAUUGCAUUCGGUUUAGACCCACCACAUGCAAACCAGAGAUUCAGGAGACGUAGCAUUUUUAUGCAGUAUUAUAAGAUGGGUUAUAGGAGGUUAUCAUCAUGAGUUCUUUUUGCAACCAGCAACGCUUAAAAAAAAGAAAGCAUGGUUUCUUACGUAAGCUCUCAUUAUCUGUUUUUCAUCCUUAGCUAAACCAAUGUAUCUCAGUCCACCUGAUUACUUCUUUAUCUUGUUAACUUCAUAUUAUCACAAUAAAACUUAAUUUGUAUCUAGGUAAAAUCUACAAUGAUUUUGUUUCAUAAUAUGAAAACUGAUACACAUUUACUCAAUCUUGUUAAUGCAUAUUAGGAGAAAUGCAAUUACAUUGUCUUUUGAUUAAACUUCUUAUGUAAACUAGAUUACUUUUGUAAUAAAUAUUUUGAGUUGAGCAAGUGUGUUGGUACUGUGAAUUUGUUCAAAUUUUUCUCUGCCUAAGGGGUUCAAAGUUGACUUUUUUGAAGAAAUAAAUAUUUUUUGAUGAAAUUACAGAAUUGGGAUGUGCUAAUUCACAGACUGUAAUAAUCGAAUGUUACUGACCUUGCAUUUCCUCUAUGCCAUGGAAAUUACUUGUAUGUUGAGUGUGCAUGUUUAUUGCAAUGGAUGUAACUUAAAAAUAAGUUGAAUGUCAUACAGUCAACUCAUUAAGAAGGUAAUGUUUCAGAAGAACGAACUUAUACAUGAACAAAAACAACAGGAAU